This is a messenger RNA of Magallana angulata, 1544 nucleotides long. RefSeq names its product angiopoietin-related protein 7-like. NCBI's taxonomy places the organism in Eukaryota, Metazoa, Mollusca, Bivalvia, Ostreida, Ostreidae. The transcript has 6 exons. Bases 189 to 1436 code for a protein of 415 amino acids. The record is from RefSeq and is a predicted model, not a curated record.
AUUGGAGCUGAAAAUAAGUUGAGAUUUGAAGACAGCGGUGUAAGCCAGAACCACUGUUGACCCCAGAGGGUAUACGCGGUACUUGGUAAAGCAAUUUUAGAAGAUUUUAUACUAACAUUGCAUUUGAAAAAAAAAUACCUCUUUUAAAACUUGAAAUAUUAGCAAGAACAUUUACAAGAAUAUCAACCAUGUUAAACAGGAAACUAAAUAUGUCAGUUUUUCAAGUUCUUCUUGCGGUUUUCGAAUUCACACGUGCGCACUCAGAAUAUGGUCAGUUCCACUUUGUUGGAAACGUUUCCAAGGAAGACUACUUCCAGGUACUUUUUCAAACUUCGAAAAUAUCAACACAAGUCUGUGCUGCCGAAUGUCUCAAGGAUCUGGACUGUAACGCCAUAGAAAUGUGCACUCAUGAGGAUACGUGUAGACUAAUGACAGGGGUCGGUCCCGUCGUCUCCCCGAAUUCUACGGGUAACCCUUGUCAGCUAUAUCUAAUGAGCAAUCCUUGUAAUGGUGGAUUAUGGGAUAGAAGACAUAAAAUAUGUACAGAGUCAACCAGUUCGAACACAAUCGGUGGACCAAUUACAGCCGAAUUCGAAGAUCGUUCAACGGCUUCAACAAACCAAGAUACAGAAUCCGUUACCAUUGAUAUAGCAGAAAUAACAGCAGCUUCUGCUAUCAUUGACAGCACAAUCAACAGCAGCAACAACAACGACGCUGAGAACAACAUAACCAUAACUACACCAUUACUUCCACCAACAACUGUGCAUGCCAACACGACCCCAGAUGUCAGCAUCUGCUUACACUGUGGUUGCGUCAAUUAUGCAACUGUAGGAGCCUCGUCGCCCGUACGGUUUAAAUUUCAAACCAGGCAGAACAAAAGUCUUCUGUGCAUCAUGGACCCUACGAACAAUUUCCUUUGGACCGUGAUUCAGAGGCGAUACUCGAAUGGAAUACAAAACUUUGACAUGACUUGGACUGACUAUGAAAGUGGAUUUGGGUCUCUGACUGAAUUCUGGAUAGGCAAUGCGUAUAUCCAUGAGUUGACAACUGACCUCGGACAAAAUCAUCUCCAGAUUGAAAUCGUUACCACAACAAACGAAAAAAUAACGACCGACUACGCGUUUCACAUUGAUGACGUCAACAACGAAUAUCGCCUGCACGUCUCCGACUUUGUCGGAUUGCAGGGGGACCCGUUCACUAACUCUGGAAGUUGUACAGAAUGCGCCAACGGAAUGAAGUUCACCACAAGAGACCGAGACAACGACAACGAUCCCAAUGUCAACUGCGCAACAUCCAGCGGAGGCGGAUGGUGGCAUAACGCGUGUCAAAGGUCAAACCUGAAUGGACGAGCGGGGCAGACUAAUUACAGGCAUGGACUUAACUGGGACGGGUUAACCGACAUCUCUAGUGUGGAAAUGAAAGUUAGGAAACCUUGACUAGUUCAGAGUUUCAUGAUCGAGCAUUUAUGCUUCUCUUUUUCAUUACUUCAUCAUGUUUUUCCUUAAAGAUUAAUGCAUUUGAAUGGAAGGUGUAAGUGUGAUAAA